UAAUAAAACCCAAACAUGUCAACAUCAAAUCCAGUGGCUCACAGUCGAGAAAUAGAUCGGCAAUUUCAAUAUCCACCGUCCGUUUCUCUCCGCCCCUUUGCUAUUUUUGUUUCCUUUCCGCUUCCUGGGAAUCGAUCGGAUCCGCGCCUGCGUCUGCCCAGGGAAGGGAAGGGAGACGGCACCGCGCUCUCCUCGGGGAGCCAUCGGCCUGUCCCCGUCGCCGGAGGCUUGGAUCUGGCGGACAUGGGGAAUUCGCUUGGGUGCUCGGCUUCCGGCGAGCGCCUGGUGUCCGCGGCCAGGGACGGCGACCUCGUCGAGGCCCGCAUGCUGCUGGAGUUCAACCCUGGCCUCGCCAAGUACUCCACCUUCCGUGGCCUCAACUCGCCUCUACAUUUCGCCGCCGCCAAGGGCCACAGCGAGAUCGUCACGCUGCUGCUGGAGAAUGGGGCCGACGUGAAUCUGAGAAACUAUUGUGGCCAGACAGCGUUGAUGCAAGCGUGUCGGCAUGGGCAUUGGGAGGUGGUGCAGACUCUGCUCAUCUUUAGAAGCAUCGUGACGAGAGUGGACUAUUUGAACGGCCGGAGUGCACUGCACUUUGCUGCGGUGGGGGGACAUGUGCGGUGCAUUAGGCUGCUGGUGGCGGAUUUCAUCCCAAGCGCGCCGUAUGACAUAAUUGCGGCAGAUAAGGAUAGUACAGGCAGCCCGGAGCGUUCUUCAGACCAAAAAUAUGAUCGGUCUGCACUGAUGAAGUUUAUUAACAAACCUGCCGAUGGCGGCAUCACGGCAUUGCACAUGGCAUCUUUGAAUGGCUACAUUGAUUGUGUACAACUCCUACUGGAUUUAGGUGCUAACGUCUCUGCAGUUACAUUUAACUAUGGGUCGUCCUCCAAUUUGAUAGGAGCUGGAAGCACUCCUUUGCAUUAUGCAGCUUGUGGAGGGAAUCUUAAAUGUUCCCAGAUUCUCCUUGCUAGAGGUGCUAGCCGGUUGACAUUGAACUGCAACGGAUGGCUUCCGCUUGAUGUUGCAAAAAUAUGGAGACGGCGUUGCUUGGAACCAUUAUUGAACCCAAAUUCAGAACUGAAUAUACCUGUGUUUCCACCAUCAAAUUACCUUUCCUUGCCACUCAUGAGUGUACUUAACAUAGCCAGGGAGUGUGGGUUGCAGCCUUCAGUUAUAUCUGAUAAUUAUGAUCUCUGUGCUGUCUGCCUUGAAAGAACUUGCAGUGUUGCUGCAGAAGGCUGUGGCCAUGAACUCUGUGUUCAGUGUGCACUCUAUCUUUGUUCAACAAGCAGCACUCUUUCUGCAAUUGCUGGUCCACCAGGCUCAAUUCCAUGCCCUCUAUGCCGAAACGGAAUAGUUUCUUUUGUCAAAUUACCGUCAACCCCAGCAAAAGGGUUGAAGCCAAACUUAGCGCUCACCCUCUGCAGCCCCUGUAUUCUAACUCCUCGCUCAGUUGAUAACUCCAACUCAAGUAGAGUAGAGGCCCGUAGGAAUCGGACAGCUUCUUCUGAGCUUGUGUGCCCGCUAAUUUGUACCCCAUUCUCUGGUUUCAUUCCCUCCAACUAUGAUGAUGAGCCAUGCUCAACAAGUGAACCCCAAGUGGAAGCGCAACCACAAUCAGCGCGCUCGACGCUGGCUACUUUCAGCGAGCUGGAAAAAAUAGAUGAGCAAAGAGCUGAUUCUAGCUGCUCUGGUAUGCUCUGGGGUCGAAGAAGCUGCAACAGGGAGCAUCAGUGCAAUUCCGAAAUAAAUGCUUGAAUUCUGCCUGCUUGUGAGCCGAGAUGAAUUCCAUCGGUUUCGCUCCUUGAAGUCUUCAUAUUUUAGUUCGAAGGGCACUGGCAAAGGAGUUGUGUAUAAAAUAUGUCCAUUAAUUUGAAAUGGUUUGUGCGAGAAUUUCUUGCAUAAUUGUUAUGUCAAAGAUCUUUGAAGUUUGCAUCCCUUCAAAUUGGGUAUAAUGUGUGAAAUAUUGUGAAUGGGAUAAAUUGGAUUGAUUCAAAAAAAUCUUGUUGCC
Molecule: messenger RNA, 2011 nt
Organism: Zingiber officinale
Lineage: Eukaryota; Viridiplantae; Streptophyta; Magnoliopsida; Zingiberales; Zingiberaceae
Product: probable E3 ubiquitin-protein ligase XBOS33
Exons: 10
Coding region: 16-1758 (580 amino acids)
Molecular function (GO): protein binding
Source: RefSeq, a predicted model, not a curated record